Molecule: messenger RNA, 2670 nt
Organism: Hansenula ciferrii
Lineage: Eukaryota; Fungi; Ascomycota; Saccharomycetes; Phaffomycetales; Wickerhamomycetaceae
Gene: SSA2
Product: Heat shock 70 kDa protein
Exons: 3
Coding region: 1-2670 (889 amino acids)
Biological process (GO): SRP-dependent cotranslational protein targeting to membrane, translocation; protein refolding; vesicle-mediated transport
Cellular component (GO): plasma membrane; cytoplasm; cytosol
Molecular function (GO): ATP-dependent protein folding chaperone; heat shock protein binding; ATP hydrolysis activity
Source: RefSeq, a predicted model, not a curated record
AUGGCUCAAGCUAUCCCACCAGAAGAAAAACCAAUUGGAUCAACUAGUUCCACAACUGGAUCAACUGGAACCAAUUCCACUACUCAAUCAAAAGGUUCACCAGUGGAAAACUUAUUGAAAUCUUCAUAUCCAAGAAGUGCAUGGUUUUUCGCAAAUUUCUUUGUUGUUUUAAAUACAAUUUUAUUCUUAUUUUCAUGGAAAUCUGGUGGUUGGUUAAAUAAAACUUGGUAUAGAUUAAUUUUUAUUAAUGCUUUAGCUUCAUUUGGUAUUGUUACUUAUGAAAGUUUAGGUCAAUAUCAAAGUAAAACUGGUUCAAUUAUUUAUGGUGCGCUACUUUCAGAUGAUAAUUCUCAUUAUUUAUAUGAUGCAUUUAUUUGGUUAAUUUUACCAAAACAAAGUCUUGCUACUGCACCUUUUUAUAUUUUUUCAUUUUUCCAUGUCUUGAGCUUUAGUUCAACUCAAAUUUUACCAGCAAUAAAUGCACCAAAUUCAAUUUCUUUAAAAGUUUCAAAUUUUGCUAAACAAUAUCAUGAUUUAUCAAGAAGAUUAGCUUCAACUUUUGAAUUAUUAUUAUUUAUUUUUUUGGUUUUACAAUCAAUUUUUUGGUAUAAAGGUUCAUGGAUUUCUUUAAUUUUAUAUUCAAUUUUCAUUAAAGUUAAAACUGAAAGAUCAAUCUUUACAAGAAAUACUUUAAAAAACUGGGAAGUUAGAAUUGAUGGUAUUGUUAGUGCUCAAAAUAUUCCACCAGUUGUUAAAGCUCAAUGGGGUACUACCUAUUCUUGUGUCGCUCACUUUUCAAACGAUCGUGUUGAAAUUAUUGCUAAUGAUCAAGGUAACAGAACCACCCCAUCUUUCGUUGGUUUCACUGAUACCGAAAGAUUAAUUGGUGAUGCUGCUAAAAAUCAAGCUGCUAUGAACCCAGCUAACACUAUUUUCGAUGCUAAACGUUUAAUUGGUAGAAAAUUUGAAGAUCCAGAAGUUCAAAAUGAUGCUAAACAUUUCCCAUUCAAAGUUAUUAAAGAUGCUGAUUUACCAAAAAUUCAAGUUGAAUUCAAAGGUGAAACUAAAGUUUUCACUCCAGAAGAAAUCUCAUCAAUGAUUUUAACUAAAAUGAAAGAAACUGCUGAAUCUUUCUUAGGUACUCAAGUUAACGAUGCUGUUGUUACUGUUCCAGCUUAUUUCAAUGAUUCUCAAAGACAAGCUACCAAAGAUGCUGGUUUAAUUGCUGGUUUAAACGUCUUACGUAUCAUUAAUGAACCAACUGCCGCUGCUAUUGCUUACGGUUUAGAUAAAAAAGAUGAAGGUGAAAAAAAUGUUUUAAUUUUCGAUUUAGGUGGUGGUACUUUUGAUGUUUCAUUAUUAGCUAUUGAAGAUGGUAUCUUUGAAGUUAAAGCUACUGCUGGUGAUACUCAUUUAGGUGGUGAAGAUUUCGAUCAUAAAUUAGUUGAACAUUUCGUUGCUGAAUUCAAACGUAAAAACAAAAAAGAUAUCUCUGGUAACCAAAGAUCAUUAAGAAGAUUAAGAACUGCUUGUGAACGUGCUAAACGUACUUUAUCAUCAUCAGCUCAAACUUCAAUUGAAAUUGAUUCUUUAUUCGAAGGUAUUGAUUUCUACACUUCAAUUACUAGAGCUAGAUUUGAAGAAUUAUGUGCUACUUUAUUCAGAUCAACUAUUGAUCCAGUUGAAAAAGUUUUAAGAGAUGCUUCAUUAGAUAAAUCAAAAGUUGAUGAAAUUGUUUUAGUUGGUGGUUCAACUCGUAUUCCAAAAGUUCAAAAAUUAGUUUCUGAAUUCUUCAACGGUAAAGAACCAAACAGAUCAAUUAACCCAGAUGAAGCUGUUGCUUACGGUGCUGCUGUUCAAGCUGCUAUCUUAACUGGUGAUCAAUCAUCAAAAACUCAAGAUUUAUUAUUAUUAGAUGUUGCUCCAUUAUCAUUAGGUAUUGAAACUGCUGGUGGUGUCAUGACUAAAUUGAUUCCAAGAAAUUCAACUAUCCCAACUAAAAAAUCUGAAACUUUCUCAACUUAUGCUGAUAACCAACCAGGUGUCUUAAUUCAAGUUUUCGAAGGUGAAAGAGCUAGAACUAAAGAUAACAACUUAUUAGGUAAAUUCGAAUUAUCAGGUAUUCCACCAGCUCCAAGAGGUGUUCCACAAAUCGAAGUUACUUUUGAUGUUGAUGCUAAUGGUAUCUUGAAUGUUUCUGCUUUAGAAAAAGGUACUGGUAAAACUCAAAAAAUUACUAUUACCAACGAUAAAGGUAGAUUAUCAAAAGAAGAUAUUGAACGUAUGGUUUCAGAAGCUGAAAAAUACAAAGAAGAAGAUGAAAAAGAAGCUGCUAGAAUUGGUGCUAAGAAUGGUUUAGAAUCAUAUGCUUUCUCAUUGAAAAACACCACCAGUGAAGAAGCUUUCACUUCAAAAGUUUCAGAAGAUGAAAAGAAACAAUUAACUGAAGCUAUUGAAUCAACCAUCUCAUGGUUAGAUGAAAACCAAUCUGGUGCUGUUGAUGAAUACACUGACAAACAAAAAGAAUUAGAAUCAGUUGCUAACCCAAUCUUAACUAAAUUCUACCAAGAAAACGGUGGUGCUCCAGGUGGUGCCGCUCCAGGUGGUUUCCCAGGUGGUGCUCCACCAGCUCCAGAAAAUGAAGGUCCAACUGUUGAAGAAGUUGAUUAA